AUGGAGUUUUUUCAGAAGGCUCGAGCGGUUCGUUUACGCAGCCACCACGACAAAUACCUAGUCGCCGAAGAAGACGAAGAAUCCAUCACUCAAGACCGUAACGGAUCCGCCGGUGCAGCCAGAUGGACCGUCGAGCCAGUCCCUGGCUCUACCCAUAUCAUCCGCCUCAAAAGCGCUUACGGCAAAUACUUAACGGCGUCUAACAAACCGUUUCUCCUCGGAGCCACCGGAAAAAAAGUUCUACAGACUAAUCCGAGUCGUCUCGACUCGUCUCUUGCUUGGGAACCGAUCAGAGACGGUGCUUUGGUCAAGCUCAAGACUCGUUAUGGUCACUACCUUCGUGGUAACGGUGGUCUUCCUCCGUGGAGAAACUCCGUCACUCACGACAUUCCUCAUAGAUCAGCGACUCAAGAUUGGAUUCUUUGGCACGUCGAUGUCGUUGAGAUCCUCUCUGAUCAACACCUUAACCAGCCUCCGUCUCCGCUUUGCCAUUCCGAUUCCCUCGAUUUCAAUCCUGGAUCUCCUUCCAGAUCUGGUCGGCUCUUCAGACAGGAGUCAACGGAUCCAGUGGCGGUUGGUUCGCCGCCGAAAUCAUCGGAAGGGAGAGUGAUAUACUACCAUGUGGCUGAUGAUGACGGCGAAGUUGAAGAUGAUUCUGUUGAGGUAAACUCGUUUACUUUCAAAGGCAAUGGAGUUGAAGAGCUGACUAAGAGAUUGAAAGAAGCGAGCAAUGUCGAAGAUGUUAUUGUUUGUACUCGUAGUCCUUUGAACGGGAAGCUAUUCCCGUUGCGUCUUCAACUUCCACCGAACAAUGCUGACAUGACCGUCGUCUUAGUCCCAAUCUCAUCAAAAACAGCAGAAGAGUUCAUCAAGUGA
Molecule: messenger RNA, 876 nt
Organism: Arabis nemorensis
Lineage: Eukaryota; Viridiplantae; Streptophyta; Magnoliopsida; Brassicales; Brassicaceae
Source: the annotation of a GenBank genome assembly